This is a messenger RNA of Didymodactylos carnosus, 600 nucleotides long. The record is from the annotation of a GenBank genome assembly. NCBI's taxonomy places the organism in Eukaryota, Metazoa, Rotifera, Eurotatoria, Philodinida, Philodinidae.
AUGGAUGUUACGGGCAUAUAUAUAAACAAGAAUGGACUUUAUCCAAACGAAGUCGAAUCACUGGAAGACAUGGAUUGGGAAAGAGAUAAACUUUUAACACAAAAGCUUAAAGCAACUAGUUAUGGUGAUUGGCAAUUUCAUAUUGGAAUGAUAAAUACAAAGCAUUUUGAAAAUAGAGAAAACCUAGAUGAUAUGUUUGUAAAUAAAAGUGAACGAACUAUUUCAGAAGCCUGCAAAGAUAUUGAACGAAUCUCAAUUCAAAAAGCUAUUGGAUUAUUCGGUACUAAAUUUUCAUGUGACAUGGAUUGGUAUUUGAAGAAUCAAAAUGCAAUUGAAGAGGAUUUAAAUCGUAAAAUUUUACCUUUGGAUUUAAAUGAUAAAUAUUUAAUGAAAAAACUAGAACAAGAACUGUUUUAUAAUCAGAUGUGUAAAUUAUUUGGCGAAACUGAAGAUGAUCAUAAUAAACCACAAGAUGAUGAAACAAUUUAUGAAAAAUGUUUUAUUGUAAAAGAUUUUCGUAUACUACUAUCGUAUGAAAAUUAUAUGUUUGCUAGCGCUAAACGAGGAAAUUAUUAUCUAAUAUUUCGAUAUGUGUAUUAG